AGAGGAAAAGUGAAGAUAAACUUGAUUAUUUCAGAAACAAUACAGAAUAUUUAAUUGAUUUGUAUGUAGAAAGUUUCUUAUUUCAGUAUCUUGAAGCUUAUAUUAAAGUUUAAUUUUUGUGAUAGUUUCGAAUUGAAUUUUUGAUCAAAAAUUCUAGUUGGGAAUAAUCCAAAAUCAAAUUCGGGAUUCAUCAUACGUGGACCCUGGGAACAAUUUGAAUUCGACUAUUCGCCACCAAAAACCUGCCGAGUUUGUAAAAUCAAUGGCAGAGGCCCAGUGACCCAUUUGAAGAUGUUAAUAGCAGUCCUGACAUUCGAGUUUUUUGGGUUUUUUUUUUUUCAAUUCAAGUUUAGUCGAAUUCGAUUCGAGUUUUCAGGUCGGUAAUAUUCGUUCGAGGUUUUUUCUUAAAUAAGAUACCAUUUGAAUUUCAAGGUCAUUGGAUUUCUUUCUAAUUAAAAAAAAACCCUCAACAUUUGACCUUUGAUAAACUUGCCCCUUAAUGUUGUAGUUGUAAACUACUUUAGAUGUUGUAGUGAAACUACAACUACAGUAAUGGAGCAGCAUCAGGAGGACGGUAGGUUGCCUGUGAUUGGUUCAAAUAGAUCUGUCCCAUUUUUUCCCCCUAAUUUGUUUCAUUUUAACAUUUCUAUAUUUUUUUUGUAAAGCCGUUAAUACUACUUGUGCUCUUUUCAUUUCCACCUCCUGGAAGUGUAGUCUAUGCUCGAAAUUAUCAUUUUAGACUUUAAUGUUUGCUCAUCGUUUAGAGAGGUUUGUGUGUUUUUCUUCAUUUUUUUUUUUUUUAACAGCCAUUUUUUGGGACUGUGAACAUUCCAUAAUCUAGUGUAUAUAGUUACAGUUGUACAGUUCAGCCUUUUUCUGCCCUUCCAGGAUGUGGUGAGUCGUGAGCCUUAUUAUUAUUAUUUAUAUAUAAGCCUUAUUUGUGGGCGCCAAAUGGGUUCCCAGUAAUUCGGACUUGUGCUCUGCCUUCCCUUUGAAGCAGUGUUUGGCAUGACAUUGUGAUUGGCUCAUUCUUUAUUCUGUGCGUGACGCUCUCUUGUGAACAGUGUUAAUCAUGGGGCACAGAUUUUCAGUUUCUUGUAUCCGACCGCCCCUCGUCCAUGCAGUUGGCCAUGUUUUUGGCUGUGCGUACAGGUUUACAUCUGCUCUAACUGAGUCGAUGCUAAAGAAAUGUUGCAUGCACAUGUUCCCCAAAAACGACUGCGAUUCAACUCACUAAAAUGUUUGUUACAUGAGGUCGGCAGUUGCAGCCUCGGAAUCAAAGUUGGCAGUUGCAGCCUCGGAAUCAAAGUUGGCAGUUGCAGCCUCGGAAUCAAAGUUGGCAGUUGCAGUCUCGGAAUCAAAGUUGGCAGUUGCCGUCUCGGAAUCAAAGUUGGCAGUUGCCGUCUCGGAAUCAAAGUUGGCAGUUGCAGUCUCGGAAUCAAAGUCGGCAGUUGUUGCCUCUGUCCCAUUGUUUCUCAUACAUUAAUAAUGUUCAUCCCCUCCAGUAAACUGAGUGGAAUCCAGCCUCGGAAUCAAAGUUGGCAGUUGCAGCCUCGGAAUCAAAGUUGGCAGUUGCAGCCUCGGAAUCAAAGUUGGCAGUUGCAGCCUCGGAAUCAGUCGGCAGUUGCAGUCUCGGAAUCAGUCGGCAGUUGCAGUCUCGGAAUCAAAGUUGGCAGUUGCCGUCUCGGAAUCAAAGUUGGCAGUUGCCGUCUCGGAAUCAAAGUUGGCAGUUGCCGUCUCGGAAUCAAAGUUGGCAGUUGCCGUCUCGGAAUCAAAGUUGGCAGUUGCCGUCUCGGAAUCAAAGUUGGCAGUUGCCGUCUCGGAAUCAAAGUUGGCAGUUGCCGUCUCGGAAUCAAAGUCGGCAGUUGUUGCCUCUGUCCCAUUGUUUCUCAUACAUUAGUUCAUCCCCUCCAGUAACUGAGUGGAAUCCACUGGAGUCAUUGUGUAAGGCCUGUCCAGCAAAUGCAACCUCUUUGGGGGAUUCUUGUGGGGGGGGGGGGGGGAAAAAACUCCCAAUAUUUUUUUUUUUUAUGUUACUACAUGGAAAGCAAAACAAUGAACUGAUGGCAAGUAAUUAUUGUUGCGCUGAUCAGAUUCCCUCUUACCUGCAUAGUAGCUUUUUAUUAUACAGUAAAUAAACUAUGAUCUUUAAAGUGCCUGAAA
Messenger RNA from Xenopus laevis (African clawed frog), 2163 nucleotides. RefSeq lists its product as uncharacterized. Bases 1189 to 1917 code for a protein of 242 amino acids. The record is from RefSeq and is a predicted model, not a curated record. The transcript has 2 exons. NCBI's taxonomy places the organism in Eukaryota, Metazoa, Chordata, Amphibia, Anura, Pipidae.